AGGUUGGGGCUGGGGGCAGUGCUGGGCUCUUCCUGGUGGGGUGGCUUGGACCAGGGCUGUGUUUGGUGUAGGCGGCAGCAGCACUGGGAGGGGGAGGUAUGGGAGAGCUACAGGGAAUUUUGGGGUGGCUGUAGCCUACCCUGUAGCUUCCCUUCCCGGUGCCACCUGCCCCAAGCGCAGCCUCAACCCAACCCCCAUGCUGAGAAGAGCCCAAAACCUCCCCCAUCCCGCAGCAGGCAGCCCACCCUCACCCUGUGCACAGAUCUGGCGGCCACAUGGCCAUGCCUCCCCCAGGGGUGGGAGAUGCCCCCACCACUCCUCCAGGACAAGCUGCUCGCAGCUCUGUCCUGUGCCUUGCCCCGCCGUGGCUGGGCAGUACCUUCCCCUGCCCUUGCCCCAGCCCAACUCCCUCCCUCACCAUGGGGGCCUCAGUCUGCCCUGUACCCCUUCCCCCACACAGGCUUACCCACCAGAUGCUGCUCUCCAAGCUGCUGCGUUGCUUUCCUGGCCACUUGCAUGCUGCAGCUGUGCACAUGCAUGCAACAUUUAUUGGUAACAUUAUUGGCCACAUCAGCCAAAAAAAACCUGAUUGCCAAUAAUGUCAAUUUCCCUUUUAUCAUUGUUGAUACAAUAUGGACCAAUGUAUCUGUGCACCUCUACUAGUUGGUAGUUAGUUACUUGUGAAUCUGUGAUUGUACUGUUUAAAGAGCUCUGUAAGUUCUUCCUUUAGAUGUGAUCUAGAAGUUUGUUUGUUUUUUUCCACAGGAUUAAAAAUUACUUUGGUGAACAUGUAUGCUUGAGUAUGUUGAGAUGUUGAGGAGGGUGCAUGCUAGAUGUUGGUUAGUGAGCUUAGUGCAACUAUCCUGUUCUGUCUUUUUCCUUAGUUUCUGACAUGGUGUUCAGCUAGUGGUCACCGUACAUGUGACUAGUCUGAUGUGGAUGAGAAUGGAGAUAGGUUGCUUGUGGGGGAAACUUCCAAGGCCCUGCAGGUGACAGAGAGUGGUCCCAGCACUUCUCUAUAUGAUUAUGAGAUCAGAAGCACCUUGUGCUACUCCACUGAUAUGUAGUUUUGGAAGGCCUGUUGACCUUGAAAAGGAUGACUACCAGAAGGUUAUAUGCAACAAUGAACAUUGCCCUUACAGCACCUGGAUGCACCUUCAGUGUUUUUAUGAGUGGGAAAGCAGCAUUCUUGUCCAGUUUAAUUGUAUUGGCAGAGCAAGGAGUUGGAAUGAAAAGCAGUGUCGCCAGAACAUGUGGACAAAGAAAGGAUAUGAUCUUGCUUUUCGCUUUUGCUCCUGCCGAUGUGGACAGGGCCACUUAAAGAAAGAUACUGAUUGGUACCAAGUGAAACGCAUGCAGGAUGACAAGAAGAAAAAGUCUGUGGCAGAGAAGAGCACAGGAAGGUCCAUGGGAGAGUCUGCAGAAGAUACUAAAAAGGGCAGGCCUACUAACAAGCCACAGAAAGGUUUAAGUCAUGAUAUUCAGCGAAGGCAUUCAAUGGACAGACAGAACUCUCAAGAGAAAGGUGUAGUUAGUGGGGGCUAUGCUGUUCGUUCUCCCUGUGGCUCUCCUGGCCAAUCCCCUCCUACAGGCUACUCCAUUCUUGCCCCUGCACAUUUCAGUGGUCCCCGUUCUUCACGCUAUUUAGGAGAAUUUUUAAAAAACGCCAUUCACCUGGAACCACACAAAAAGAAUAUGGCUGGUGGCGGGAUGUUCAGAAAUGCCCAUUUUGAUUAUGGGGCAGCUGGGCUGCAAGCACAUAGGUCAGGACAUUUUGAUGCGCCUGUGCAAUUUUUGAGGAGGCUUGAUCUGUCUGAACUUCUCACUCACAUCCCAAGGCAUAAAUUGAAUACUUUCCAUGUUCGGAUGGAAGAUGAUGCCCAAGUGGGUCAAGGAGAGGACCUUCGGAAGUUUAUUCUUGCAGCACUUAGUGCCAGCCACAGAAAUGUUGUAAAUUGUGCGCUGUGCCACAGAACAUUGCCAGUGUUUGAACAGUUCCCACUUGUGGAUGGAACCCUGUUUCUUAGUCCGUCGCGACACGAUGAAAUUGAAUAUGAUGUUCCCUGUCACCUUCAAGGAAGGCUUAUGCACCUUUAUGCUGUUUGUGUAGACUGCUUAGAAGGAGUUCACAAAAUCAUCUGCAUUAAGUGCAAGUCCCGAUGGGAUGGAAGUUGGCACCAGCUGGGAACUAUGUAUACCUACGAUAUUCUGGCGGCUUCUCCCUGUUGUCAGGCUCGACUGAACUGUAAGCACUGCGGAAAGCCAGUCAUUGAUGUACGGAUUGGGAUGCAGUAUUUCUCAGAGUACAGCAACGUCCAGCAGUGUCCACACUGUGGAAAUCUAGACUACCAUUUUGUGAAGCCAUUCUCUUCAUUUAAAGUUCUGGAGGCUUAUUGACAAAAGCUUUGCUUUAGUAAUAGCUAUUUUAUGGGUAUUACUACUUUAUUACAUAUCUUUUAUAGGAUGCAUUCUGUGACAGAAUUAAUUUCUUUUCUAACUGAAAGAGCAGCUCCUUGUCUGUGUACACAUUAAGAUAUGUGUGUUGUUAAGACCAGGGUCCUCCUGGCAGAUGUCAGUUGAAGGUUGUAGGAAAGCCAAUUAAUGGCCUUGAAGUAUGUCCUAAGAAUGGGGGAAAAUUCAGCUGGAAGUGGACUGGUUUUAUUUUUCAUGUUAUCAUGAUAUAGGAAAGGUUGGAAAUGAGAGAUCUUAUGGGCCUGUUGCUCAUAUGGCUGGGUGGGAAGAGGAAAGCCUCAUAAAGGGUGCAGUCUUAUUACUGCUGAAUUUAUUAGAGUCUUUGCUAUUGAUGCCAUUGGGAGCAGAAUUUGUCCCUAAGUUCAUAGUAGCAGUAGCAGAUCUGUUGUUUAGAUUCCUCAGAAUUGAGUAAACUAAAAUAUUGUGACGAGUGAAUGUAAAUCUAUGCCAGAAAAUGCAGCCUUUAAAAAAUGUUGGGGUUUUUUUUCCCACUUUUGGCAUAGUGUCUUCCUGCAGUGUAUAUUUGACAUCUGUUACCCUCACUGACAGAUCAUAUGGAGAUAGUACUGUUUCCACCAGUAUUGUAAUUUUAGCCAUCGGGUAAAUGAUUUAUACCAAAACAAGUUUGAGAUUUUAAAACACUUUAUUUAAAGGUAUUCUUAUUUUUUAAAUAUUUUAGGAAUCUGCUGUUACACACAGAAGGAACAGAGGGUGGUAUGGUCUAUGGCAAAGCAGCUAUAGAGAGGAGUGUGUGCAUGUUUGCGUCUUGAGGCUGGACCUUUUCAGGUAGCAUGCCUCAGACCAGUAUGUCUGACUUUGAAAGAAGACCCUCAAGUGUGAUCUGUAAGAUCUGUGGGGUAUUUGUGCCAUUUUAGUGUGUGUGUGUCAUGAAGAGGAUGUUUGCACUGAUAUUUAGAGUCAACACUGAGGUCACCCACAAGAAGCCUGAGCUAUUGAGAUGCCCUUCCCCAUCUAUAUCAUAUCCCGCAGCCUGUGCCAAAACCAUCCAUAUUGUGUUGUUUAAUGCUUGAGCAUAGUGGCAAGAUGUAUUCCAUGUUGUCUUAUAGAGCCCUUCUGGGUAUUGAUCUCCAGGUUUCUUGUCUCUGCCUAUGGGCUGUUGGAGAGAGGAAGUCAAGAACCAGGGAACUGUGGGGUUGCUGAUACUAGUGCAGGAGCUGGUGAUCUGUGGUGCCUCAUAAGUUCCAAACACGCUGCAGAAAGAGUGGCAGUGGGAAGUGAGCAGGGGUGGGGCUGAUUUCAUGCCCCAAACUUCAGGAGAGCUUCCAAAGUUGGGUUGGGCUGGGCUGCUGCCAGGAAUCAAGCUAAAGGACUUAGUGCAUAUGGUUGGUGUAUAAAGGUUCGAGGCCUUAAGGUCAACUCUUAAUCAUCAGUAUAGACUUGGCUGAAUUCAUUUUAAAGCAAACACUGCACCUUUGUCUUUCAAAACUAUCCAAGUCUAGUUGAGAUUCUGAGGACUGGGAGACUAUACUAAAGAAAAAAAAAAGAAAAAAAAAAAGUAAAUGUUGUAAAAUUAUUUUUUUAAAUACCUAUGCCUAGCAGACUGUACACCAGAAAAUUAAUUUGUAUCAGAGGGGUAACCUUUGUCAAUGUUCUGCUUCUUGGUUUCCACAUUUUUAAUGCAGAAAUUUAAAAAUAAAAUGUUCUACAUCUAUUACUUGGUUUUAUAAGAUCAGUCUAAGUUAUUUUCAUGCCAUGUUCAUCGUGAAUUCUUUUCCUGAGUCAAGAAUUGCUGUUGCAUAAAUAGAAUAUUUUUUUUAGAAGCUGUAAGAUGCUGUGUUCAAACAAAACACAGUUUUCUUGUAUUGGAAUUUUUCAGAAUGUGUUUUGUUUGACGUAUGUAUUUUAAAUGGCUUUGACAUGCUGCACACCCCAUAAUGGAAGCCUAACCCCCCAAACCAAGCAAAAAUGAAAACCUGUCACAUUCUGUAUAGGUAGGCUUUCUACCAGUUUAAAUACAAUACUGUUUACAUAGUACUUGAAUAAUCUGGCUAGGUUAUUAAAUACUAAAUAAUCCUCCCCAUUGGCUAUGCGUAGGGAGUACACACAGGUGCACAUGCAUCCCCUGAGAUUUGGCCGUGCACCUCCUGGAAGCACCAGCUGUGAAACUGGAAGUGCGCUUCCAGUUUCGCCACUGGCUCGGCGAUCAGCUGCUGGGGGACCUCCUCUUCCGCCCCACCCCCAGUCGGCGAUCUGGUGCCUCCCCAGACUCGGGAGGCACCAGUCGCCCAUGAUCCUCUCCUUAUUAAUGUGUUCUUAUGGUUUCUGCACUUGUGUGUACAUUUGGAGCAUAUUCUGUGGGUCUGUGUGCUAACCUAAACCCACAGUUGGGUGAGGUAGUCUUAGCUUAAAAUGUGUCCAGAAAGAGGCUUUUCUGUGUGGUCAAUAGCAGUGGUUAGUGGUAUACCCUGGGUGAAAAUGGAAGAUGCAUGUAGGACAACAUUCAAGCUGUAAUUUGAAUGAACUCUGCAGGGAAGACAUUCUCAAACAUUUAGAACUGAUUUUGACACACAGGAGUCACUUGUAUUCUCCAUGAUUAAAUGAUUAAUUACUUUUAAAUAAUCUGACUCUUUUGCCUAACGGUAUGAUGAGUGGUUUGAGGGUACAGUAUACUGCACUCAUUUUAGUGUUCUAAAAUCAUGUAGCAGUGAGGAAUGCUGUAAUACAAGGAGAACAAAUGGGGGCACUUGUAACUGUAUCACUCCUCUACCUUGGGUUAAGGGUAGCGAUUCUCACCUGUGCAGAGUAGAAUAGGCGUCAGUGGGAAUGGUAACUUCCUAUUUAUGUCUCUCUAUCUUGCUCUCUAAAGCUGCCAUACAACUACGCAUGGUAUAAGGCAGCAGAGACAGGCUCUUGCUUUCUUUGGGGCUCCUUCCCCCUCUUCUCCUCCCCCACCACUGCCAAUCACUUCCCUCCCUCUUUUUUCAGUUAAUUUGGCUUUCAUACAGUUGCUUAAUUUUUGCUGCUUUUGUUUCAGUAUUUAACCAGUUAGAUGCCUAUCCAUACAUGUAUGUAUGACAAUCUGUAAUAAGAGCAUAGGCAAAAAGAGCUUUGGCUGAUUUAAAAAAAAAAUAAUAAUUGUAUGAAAGGCUAUACAAUAUCUGCAAAACAAAGCCAAGAAUACAGCACACAAUAUAUUGGGAUAAAGCAUGUUUAACAUCUUAAGCAAAUGUACCGAGAGCUUUAGAUGCAACACUAUCAUAAGAAAACAAUUUAGUUCUCAACCAAGCUCUUUAUUUUGAUUUUGCUAUUAAAUGUGCCCUAGCCAUUGCUUGAAAGAAUGCAUAUUAUCUUACAUACUGCAGCUCUCAACUGGAUGUUAACAUUGCAUGGGUAAAAGGUAUCCUUGAUAGAAACCAGCUGAACUGUAAAAGUACUCCUCCUGAUAUCUCUUCCAAAGUAAACUGUCUUUAAUUGGUAGAGAAUUAUUUUUGUAUUUCUUGCCAACAUUGAAAACUGGGUCUCAAGUUGUUACCUAAUAUGAUAUUUUGUUUAACAUACCCAAGUUCUGCAGUUAAAUCUGCAAGAGUCUGCUUUCACAGAUUUGAGCUAGAGUUGUAUACAGAUAGAAGGAACCAGUGAUGGAGUCUAUGGUUGCUUUUAAAAUGUAGGUUAAAGACUUCAUUUGUUUUGCUGCGCAUCUUGAUGAGAGCUGGAAAGUGUCAGGAGCCCUUCAAUUUUUCAAGUGGGAAAUAACCUCAAAAGUUGAUUGCUUUGCUUGUCUAGCACAAGUUUUAUAUUUUCAUUUCAUUUGUCUGGGGUUGAAUCUUUUUAUUUGAUGUUGUGGUCGGAGUAAAAUUAUGUGCAUGAAAUGUGCUUUUGUAAACCAGAACGUAGCCUGUUGGAUUUGGGGAUUCAUUCUGCUCACCCCACAUGCAUGGUGCUCUCUUGAUAUUAUUGGGGGAGAUAUGCAUAUGUCACUUAGUUCUCUGAAUAGCCAAAUAAAUUUUCCAGGGGAGAUGUGUGCAUUCAGGUAGACAUCGUAGUCUUGAAUUUGUAAAUUUAAUUCAUCCAUCAGUAGAACAUCUAAAACUAGAUUUUGGUAAUGGUAAUGAACACAAUCUCUUUCUUGAUAGGUAAUUAGACAUCUACCCACACAAUCUGGUUGAAAUUCUUCUUUAACCUAGUGCUACAAAGACACUAAAGAUAUAGUGCCCUAUUGCCUGAGCUAAGAGAUACAGAGAUACAAAAUUUCAUUAAUUUGCCUAGUAUUAAGCAGUGUAUAAAGGGUUGAAUUUCUAGGGUGGCUUAGUUGAAGGAAAUAAGCAAUUUUCAUUGAGUAUUCCUAAGAUGAAUAACAUCUAACCCAAUGUCUUUAUUUUCAUAUACUGUUUUUUUUAAUUAUACCAGGUAACUAAGGACAAACAUGUGAGGUAAUCUCUGGGGGUGGGUUGGGGGGAGGGGGCUCUAAAAUCUACUUCUCAAUAAAGUUUCUCAUUGAGACAUUAUUGGAUUGCACUUUUGCAAAGGGAAGUGUAUGUACAUAACAAAUGAAUGUUGAUGAAAUUUAAAUAAUUGGUUAUGAUAUCAUUUGCGUGUGGUGUUAGGAUUUUUUUUGUUGUGACUUCUCUGUAUUAAGACAAUAAUAAAUUCUAGAAAGGU
Molecule: messenger RNA, 7092 nt
Organism: Alligator sinensis (Chinese alligator)
Lineage: Eukaryota; Metazoa; Chordata; Crocodylia; Alligatoridae
Gene: HECA
Product: hdc homolog, cell cycle regulator
Exons: 4
Coding region: 1021-2397 (458 amino acids)
Source: RefSeq, a predicted model, not a curated record